AUGCGGCUUUGGCCUCGCCAGGCUGCUGCUGAAAUUGAGCACAUGGGCGCUUCAUUUUCCAGGUGGAAGCGAUUGGUAAUCAGCUACGUGGUGUUUGCCCCCGGUGCCUGCAGCAUCCUGCUGUUGUCUGGCCAGCUCACAGGUGUUGGGACUCUUUUUGAUGUUCCUGAUGUAACCAUGGGUAUUUGCAAAUCAGCUAUGCGUUAUUGUAUUCUUGUGCUGUUUCUUAGUGAAGUGAACACAAAGACUGAAUUACUGUAUGAGGCUCAUAGAGUGAACAACCCUAUACCUUCCAACCUGAAGUCAGAAGCUAAAAAGGCAGCUAAAAUACUACGAGAAUUUACAGAAAUAACUUCCAGAAAUGGACCAGAUAAAAUCAUACCACCUCAUGUCAUAGCUAAAGCCAAAGGCCUUGCAGUUUUGUCUGUUAUCAAAGCUGGAUUUUUGGUGACUGCCCGAGGUGGAAGUGGAAUUGUAUUAGCUCGUCUUCCUAAUGGAGCCUGGUCUGCUCCCUCUGCAAUAGGAAUUGCUGGUCUUGGUGGUGGAUUUGAAAUUGGAAUUGAGGUCUCAGACUUAGUGAUAAUACUGAAUCAUGAAAGAGCAGUAGAAGCUUUUGCCAAAGGAGGGAAUCUUACACUUGGAGGAAAUCUUACUGUGGCAAUUGGACCUCUGGGGAGAAACUUAGAGGGGGAUGUUGCCCUGAGAAGCUCUGCUGCUGUCUAUACAUACUGCAAAUCUCGAGGACUGUUUGCAGGUGUAUCUCUGGAAGGAACCUGUUUAAUUGAAAGGAAAGAAACAAACCGCAAGUUUUAUGGGCAGGACAUUCGUGCUAGUGCCAUCCUGCUUGGUGAUGUGCCCUUCCCUGCUCAAGCAGAUGAUCUUUAUGAAAUUCUAGCAUCCUUCACUGAAGUGUAUGAAAAUGAAGAGCAAAAAAAUAAUCCAGGAAAAUCUGUAAAUGACCGGCCUGCUAGACCAUCAUCCAGACCAGAGCCACCAAAACCUGCUGUUAGACCUACACCACCAGCUAAAAAGAAUACAAACAAACUUUAUCCUGAACUUCCCAAUGAUUAUGCAUCUGCGGAUAACUCUUGGAGUGAUCCAGUAGAAGUGACAGCACUUUAUUCAUUUGAAGGACAACAGCCAGGUGACUUGACUUUCAAAGCUGGAGACAGAAUCACAGUGACAACUAAAACAAAUUCCCAGUUUGAUUGGUGGGAAGGAAGUGUAGGAGGAAAAACUGGCAUCUUUCCAGCCAAUUAUGUUGCCAUAAGCAACAACUAA
Molecule: messenger RNA, 1281 nt
Organism: Cinclus cinclus
Lineage: Eukaryota; Metazoa; Chordata; Aves; Passeriformes; Cinclidae
Gene: SH3YL1
Product: SH3 and SYLF domain containing 1
Exons: 12
Coding region: 1-1281 (426 amino acids)
Cellular component (GO): ruffle membrane
Molecular function (GO): phosphatidylinositol binding; protein binding
Source: RefSeq, a predicted model, not a curated record